AUGGCGAGCAAUUCUCCUCACGGUGGAGGUUUUCCAGGUGCCGGGGAUGAUUUCAAUCCCAUGACUCUACCCCCGAGGACCCGACCAUUCAUUCCCGAGAGGUACCGUCCGUCAGCACACGUCCUCCCUCGUGCUGUCUUCCGUCACUUUACCAGUUUUGACGAGCGAGCACCCGGGGAUCUGCUUCUCGGAGAGCCGGAGCAGCAUCUCUCUCACGAGGCCCGAGAGGGUGGUUCCCGCAGUGUACGAGGAUAUGGUUCCACUAUGGCGCGGGAUUGGUAUGCUGAGCUCCCGGAGGGCGUCAGAGACUUAGUAGACUUGGCGGGGUUUGGCCCCUUCUGUGUCGGGUUGUCACGCUGUCCUGCCAGGAGGACCUUGAUGGCAGCUCUGGUAGAGAGGUGGUGGGACACCACCAAUUCCUUUCAUUUCUCUGCUACCGGGGACAUGACCAUGACCCCUUUUGACUUUGCUGUAUUGACCGGCCUUGAUGUCGGAGGUUGGCCCAUCCCCUAUGAUGAGGAUAUGGGCGAGUGGGAGGCCGCCUGGAUGUAUUUGUUGGGGGCUCGCCCACCCGUUGAUAGGGUUUCAGGGAGAUUCAGAUACACUUGGUUCUCUUCCCAUUUUCGGCGGGCAGAGAUGGUGCCCGAGACUCCCGAGGAGACAGAGCAGUAUGCUCGUGGCUUCCUGAUGUUCCUCUUCGGGACUACCCUGUUCGCCGACAGAGGGAACACCAUUGGGCUAUACCUGUUGAGCGCUCUGGUUGACCUAUCACAGGUCAGUAGAUAUGAUUGGGGUGGCGCUGGCCUGGCUACCCUCUACUUUUACAUGAGCGCGACCUCCCGCGGGCGGGGCGAUUUGCUUGGGCAGCCCACAAAUUAA
Molecule: messenger RNA, 879 nt
Organism: Camellia sinensis
Lineage: Eukaryota; Viridiplantae; Streptophyta; Magnoliopsida; Ericales; Theaceae
Source: RefSeq, a predicted model, not a curated record